Solanum verrucosum is the source of this 326-nucleotide messenger RNA. RefSeq names its product probable pectate lyase P59. Gene Ontology annotation, molecular function: pectate lyase activity. Bases 28 to 279 code for a protein of 83 amino acids. The record is from RefSeq and is a predicted model, not a curated record. The transcript is spliced from 2 exons. NCBI's taxonomy places the organism in Eukaryota, Viridiplantae, Streptophyta, Magnoliopsida, Solanales, Solanaceae.
AGCUGUUGUGAAGGAAAAAGGAAAACAAUGGCCUCUCUUAGAUGUAAUUACUCAGUUAUAUUUCUCUUUUCAGUUGUGUUAUUUGCAUCUUUAAUCCCAAAAUUGCAUGCCAACAUUGGUGACUUUGACCCUUAUUUGGAAAAGAGAGCUGAAGAAGCCCUCCAGUCUUCUCUUGCUGCUUACAAUGAAAAUCCUGAGCAACUUACACAAACAUUCAACAAGGAAGUUGGAGAAACUCUCUUUAAUGGCACGAGGAGGUAUCUGAGGGAGAUGAUAUGAGAAAAAUGCUUUCAUCAUGUAAGAAAAUGGAAUUCUUCUAGAAAUUA